Saprolegnia diclina VS20 is the source of this 1784-nucleotide messenger RNA. RefSeq lists its product as hypothetical. The transcript has 10 exons. Gene Ontology annotation, cellular component: glutamyl-tRNA(Gln) amidotransferase complex. Gene Ontology annotation, biological process: translation. NCBI's taxonomy places the organism in Eukaryota, Oomycota, Saprolegniomycetes, Saprolegniales, Saprolegniaceae. Gene Ontology annotation, molecular function: glutaminyl-tRNA synthase (glutamine-hydrolyzing) activity. Bases 9 to 1616 code for a protein of 535 amino acids. The record is from RefSeq and is a predicted model, not a curated record.
CGCUGCAUAUGAAAUUGAUGGCAAUUCGGUGUUCGACGAUGAUGCUCCGCCGGUGCACGAAGGAGCGGCUUGGCCGACACAUGAGCGACUGGAGCCGCAAGUCGCUUCUCGAAGUUUCGCAGGCCUUGGCCGCGGGCACGACGACGGCGACGGCGCUCACGGAAGCAUGCAUUGCGCAGAUCAAUGCGACGCGCGACCUCAACAUGUUUGUCGCCGACACCUUUGAGAGCGCGCGGGCGCUCGCUGCUGCGUCCGAUGCGCGGCGCGCCAGCGGUGCCGCCCGCGGCCCACUCGACGGUAUCCCCGUCGGUGUCAAGGACAUUUUCUGCAUGCACAACGAAGCACCGACGACGUGUGGCUCCAAGAUCCUCGACGGUUUUCACGCGCCGUACGAGUCGACGGCGACGCAGCGCCUUCUGGACGCCGGCGCCGUGCCCCUCGGAAAGCUCAACAUGGACGAGUUUGGUAUGGGGUCGGCGACUAAGUACAGCACGUUUGGCGCAACCAUCAACCCGUGGUCGACCAACUUGACGGACGCCGCGCUCGUCUCGGGCGGUAGCUCGGGCGCGAGCGCUGCGGCCAUCGCGUCUGGCUGCUGCUUUGCGGCGCUCGGCUCCGACACUGGCGGCUCGGUGCGACAGCCGGCGGCGUACUGCGGUGUCACGGGCAUCAAACCGAACUAUGGCCGCAUCUCGCGCCACGGCAUGAUUGCGUAUGCGAGCUCGCUCGACACGCCGGCACUCUUCACUAAGACAGCACGGGACGCGUCGCUCGUGCUGCCGCUGCUCGCGGGGCCCGACGGCAAGGACGCGACCGCGAUCCAGGAGCCGAUUCCAAACGCCUGGUGCCAACUGCCAGCGGACACGUCGAGCUUGAAGGGCUUGACGGUCGGUGUGCCGAACGAGUACUACGUCGAGGAACUUCCAGAAGCCAUGCUUGCCGUGUGGGACGACGGCAUCCGCCACCUUCGUGACGCCGGAGCACGCGUCGUCGAGGUGUCGCUGCCGACCACCAAGUACGCGCUGCCGACGUACUACAUUCUUGCGUGCGCCGAAGCGUCGUCGAAUCUCUCGCGCUACGACGGCGUCCGCUACGGCUUCCGGGCGGCGACGACCGAGACGAGCGUCGCCGACGACUCGAACCAAGCGACAGCGCUCCACGACCUCUAUUGCCGGACGCGCUCAGAAGGGUUUGGCCCCGAAGUCCAGCGCCGCAUCUUGUCGGGCACGUUCGUGCUAUCGGCCGGCGCGUUCAACGACUAUUACGAGCGCGCAGUCAUUGUGCGGCAGCGCAUUCGCGACGACUUUGCCGCGACGUUUACCUCUGGCGUCGAUGUGCUCCUGACGCCGACGACGCCCACGGGGCCCUUCUCGCUCCACGGUGCCGCCGACCCGAUCGAAAUGUUUAUGAACGACAUCAUGACGAUUCCUGCGAGCCUCGCAGGGCUGCCCGCGCUCUCGCUGCCGGCCGCCAUCUCGGGCGGCCUUCCGCUCGGCCUCCAGCUCAUUGGCGCGCCCCAGACCGAAGACCGCCUUCUCUCGGCGGCCGUCGCCCUCGAAGAUCGCCUUGCAUUCCGCCAGCUCAUUCCGGCCCGCGUCUACGAAGGCACGCGGUAGGUCGAUGCGCGAACGCAGCGGUAAUAGAGACUCCUUCCACGCAUGCAAUGAUGAUCUGUCGACGCUUUUUCUCAUCGCCGAAUCCAAAGAUCUGCGUUUUGCCAUUCGAAACCAGCGCUCUGCAGCAACCACAACCCUUGCUCGGGAACGAUCGGAAGUCUAUCAUCC